Messenger RNA from Cyphellophora attinorum, 1542 nucleotides. RefSeq names its product putative exonuclease V, mitochondrial. Bases 1 to 1542 code for a protein of 513 amino acids. Gene Ontology annotation, biological process: interstrand cross-link repair. Gene Ontology annotation, molecular function: single-stranded DNA 5'-3' DNA exonuclease activity. Gene Ontology annotation, cellular component: nucleus; mitochondrion. The record is from RefSeq and is a predicted model, not a curated record. NCBI's taxonomy places the organism in Eukaryota, Fungi, Ascomycota, Eurotiomycetes, Chaetothyriales, Cyphellophoraceae. The transcript is spliced from 2 exons.
AUGUCGACCGAUGUCGACGACUUGCAGUUCUCCGACUUCGAUCCCGAAGACCUAGACGAGAUCUCGCGUCUCGCCGACGAUGUUGAGGCAGACACGCGUCUAGACGUGGUUGACAUUGAAGACUAUGAGCCUCCGCACGGCAUUCGCCUUCCAGCGAGUUCGCCGAUUCAGUACAACCACAUCUCUGUCCAGACUGUACGAGCACAAUCAGCUGAACCAGAGCCUCCCCCAGCAGACAUCGCCGAAACUGCGCCAGAGCCGGACACGCGGUCACCUCUCGAACGAUUCCGUCGUCCACCGAAGAAAGCCCUCUCGGUCACUGAUCUGGUCUCGCCAGCAUGGUGCGAACUACAGUACUGGUACACUUUGACGCGUCAUGGACGAAAGAGACGGACACCGGCCAUGAAACAAGGCACAACAGUCCAUCAAGCACUUGAGGAGGAAGUUCACAUCACCGUGCCUGUAGACACGCCUACGAAGGAGGACGGCUGGGGUCUGCGCAUCUGGAACGUCAUCCAGGGCAUCAGAACCCUCAGGGACAACGGCUGCACGCGCGAACUCGAGAUAUGGGGCACAGUUGGCGGCGAGAUCGUCAACGGCGUCAUUGACGAGCUCAGCUACGAUUGUCCAGAUCCGAACCUAGAAGCCAAAGUCGACAAGCAGGCUGGCAAGAAACCAGUCGUGCCAGACCUUCCAGAACGCCAGACAUCGAUCGCAGACUUCCUGGCUCCAGCCUCUCAGCAGGAGAAUGGCCAGUCUCUCGAGGCGGCUCUUCGCCCUUCUCAGCCCAUGCUCAAACAGAAACCAAUCUAUGUAACAGACAUCAAAACGCGAGGCAGCAAGACACUUCCAGGCUUGAGCGCGAUGCGACCAGCCAUCUUACAGCUACAUCUCUACCAUCAUAUGCUCGAGAACCUAGCACAGGGCAACUUUGCUCUACAGCAGCUGGCAGAACGGUACGGCUUCGAUACGAACGCAGCUUUCUCAGACUCAUUCAUCGCACAAGUCGGCAGCCUGAACCAGGAGAUGAGUCAGUCCUCGAAUAGUUCGGAAGACUCCCUCGACAUACUACUCAAGCACAACAGUCUCUCAUCACUCUGGAGCUUCAUGCUCAGUGAAUUCAGGCAGACGUUCCUGCUGCCUGUUGAAAGUCAAGCACCGACAUCAACACCCCAAUCCGUGGCCGAUUUACCGGCUCCAGAAGCGCAGCCUACACGUCUAUCGCCGAUUUUGACCGUGGAGUAUCUUUCAGCCACAUACGAGCAUCGUCGAGGAGAAUCGACACGCCAACAUUCGUUGGGUCGUAAGUCAUUCGUCUUCAAUUCGGGCUACCUGAAGGCAUACCUCGAAGACAGUCUGAAUUGGUGGCAUGGCGUACGUGAAGCCAAAGGCGUCGAGCUGCAAGAGGCAUGGAAAUGUCGAUAUUGCGACUUCCGCGAUGACUGUGUCUGGAUCCAUGAUCGAGAUAGAUCCGCAUAUCAGCAGGCUGUAGACCGGAAGACCAUGCGGAGCGACCCGCUUAGUACGAAGAGCGAAGUUUGA